AUGACAUCCUAUGCCAUGCUCGGCCUGCCCACUGCUGGGGAAAGCCACCUUCUAAACAGCUGCAGGAAGAAGGAGCACAUGCUGGCCACCAACUCAGACAUCUCCACUCUUAUCCCAGCCAUGACAGGGAUCUACAAGAUUCCUCAGGUCAGUUAUGGCUUGGAUAACCCUGUUCUGGAGGACCACACUCGGUUCCCAUUCAUCUACCAGAUGGUCCCAAAGGAAGAGAGCAUGUACUUGGGCAUUGCCCAACUGGCUAUCAAUGAGAAUUCCAUGCUCCUACCCAACUUCAGCCUUGGCUACAACAUCUAUGAGAGCCAUUAUGAUGCAAGGACGACAUGCUAUGCCAUGCUCAGCCUGCCUGCUGCUGGGGACAGCCACCUUCCCAACUUCAGCUGCGGGAAUAGGAAGAAGACAAAGAACCCGGUGGCCAUUCUUGAAGGAACAGAUUCAGACAUCUCCACUCUUAUUCCAGCCAUGUCAGGCAUCUACAAGAUUCCUCAGGUGACGCCUCGUUCCAGGUGCGUGGAGAGCUGUCGCCCUGGUUAUGCAAAGGAGAGUCAGGAAGGGAAACCACCUUGCUGCUACUUUUGUGCCCCGUGUGCAGAAGGGACCAUCUCCACUCAGGAAGAUGCAGAGCAGUGCAGCAGGUGCCCUGAAGAUCAGCACCCAAACAAGGACCGAGAUCGCUGUGUCCCCAAGAGAAUUACCUUCCUCUCUUAUGAGGAACCUUUGGGGAUUCUCCUGGCUUCCUUUGCCCUCAUUUGGCUUUUAAGCACAGGCAUUACGCUUGGAAUCUUCAUCCAAUUCCGAGAAACUCCUAUUGUCAAAGCCAACAACAGGGACCUCUCCUACAUUCUCCUCGUCUCCCUCCUGCUUUCCUUUUUGUGUUCCUUCCUAUUCAUUGGCCAGCCAGGCAAAGCAACUUGUCUGCUCCGACAAACAGUCUUCAGUAUCAUCUUCUCAGUUGCCACCUCUAGUGUGUUGGCCAAAACCAUCAUGGUGGUGCUGGCCUUCCUGGCCACCAAACCAGGGAACAGGGUGAAGAGAUGGCUGGGAAAGAGUUUGGCCAUCUCCAUUGUGAUUUCCUGUUCCAGUGUCCAGGUUGUCACCUGCUCCAUCUGGCUAGCCAUGGCCUCACCUUUUCCUGACUCUGACAUGCACUCCCAGUCUGGACACAUCAUCCUACAAUGCAAUGAAGGGUCUCUCACAAUGUUCUACAUUGCCCUUGGCUACAUGGGCUUCCUGGCUGCCAUCUGCUUCACAGUGGCUUUCCUGGCCAGGAAGCUGCCCGGGGCCUUCAAUGAGGCCAAGCUGAUCACCUUCAGCAUGCUGGUCUUCUGCAGUGUCUGGGUGUCCUUCGUGCCCUCCUACCUGAGCACCAAGGGGAAGUACAUGGUGGCUGUGCAGGUCUUCUCCAUCUUGGCCUCCAGUGCUGGGCUGCUGGGUUGCAUCUUUCUUCCCAAGUGCUACAUCAUUGUCCUGCGGCCUGAUCUGAAUACAAAGGAACAUCUCAUGACCAAAAGCAAAGAUUCCAUGUGA
Molecule: messenger RNA, 1542 nt
Organism: Varanus komodoensis (Komodo dragon)
Lineage: Eukaryota; Metazoa; Chordata; Lepidosauria; Squamata; Varanidae
Product: vomeronasal type-2 receptor 26-like
Exons: 5
Coding region: 1-1542 (513 amino acids)
Biological process (GO): G protein-coupled receptor signaling pathway
Cellular component (GO): membrane
Molecular function (GO): G protein-coupled receptor activity
Source: RefSeq, a predicted model, not a curated record